Molecule: messenger RNA, 3633 nt
Organism: Chiloscyllium plagiosum (whitespotted bambooshark)
Lineage: Eukaryota; Metazoa; Chordata; Chondrichthyes; Orectolobiformes; Hemiscylliidae
Product: leucine-rich repeat and immunoglobulin-like domain-containing nogo receptor-interacting protein 2
Cellular component (GO): plasma membrane
Molecular function (GO): protein binding
Source: RefSeq, a predicted model, not a curated record
AACUGGAGCUGUCUUUGUCAUUUACAGUGGCUGCCUGUGCUGAACUCUCGCAAAUUAUAACAGCAGAUCAUUAAAGCAAAUCCCUAAAGGCUUUGGAUAUAAUAUGCAGAAUGAUCUUUACUAUUGUGGUAUGAAUUGUAAGGGCAGGGACAGUUGCCUGUAAUGAGUGAUAACUAGUUUUGUAAACACCUCUGACAGACCUAUGCCUGCCACAGAGCUUUUAACAUUGGUUCGAAGCAGAUCACUAACAGCCGAUGAAGUGAAGGUUGAUUCUGGGACACAGGCUCUUCUCUAUGCUGUUCCCAAAGGAAAGGGGAAUGAGCAAAAUAUAUCUGCAUUCCCAAAAUAGCACAAGGCACUGUGAGCUGGUUGGACUGUAUAAAAACAUGAAAAGUAUCUUACAGAUAUUCAAUUCAAAUUUUAUUUCAUUCAGUGUCUUUCCACAAGUCUUUCACAGUCUGUGCUGCUGGUCAACAGCUUAGAGCAAAGCUGCAGCUGCUACUAAGCUACUCUUCGAUUAUGAUAUGGAAUGUGGGGAUAAAUACCAACCUGGCUUGUACUCUGGAGAUUACCUGGCCAAGAAGACCUCUGCAUGUACUCCUGAAGCCUUUUCCCUAUCAGUCUGAGGUGAACGUGGAUCCCAGGCUAUAAAAGAAGUGAGAAUUUGAUGCCUUCCACUCCCAAACCGAUUCCACCCAUCUGCUGUCAGUUGGCAUCACAGAAAUUUGGAACCAGAAUGCAAUGUGCGUGGGAGAAUGAUAGACUGCAUCAGUAACAUCAUGUUUUACACAAUGUCAUCAUGCUGCCAACAGUUUCUGGGUCUGACCCUGAUGGUUUUAAUUACACGAUCAACAGUGAGCUGCCCAGCUCGAUGUGAAUGUGCGGCUCAAAUUAGAUCAGUGGUGUGCCACAGAAAGCGGCUGACAGCUAUUCCAGACGGCAUUCCCACAGAAACGAAAAUACUUGACCUGAGCAAAAAUAGACUGAGGUGCAUCAACUCAGGGGACUUGGCAGCAUUUCCUCUCUUGGAAGAGAUUGACCUGAGUGAGAAUAUCAUCACAAACGUCGAACCCGGAGCUUUCAGCAACUUAUUCAACCUGAGGUCCCUGCAGCUUCGUAGCAACCAGCUGAAACUGAUCCCAACCGGGGUGUUCAGCAGACUAAGCAACUUAACCCGCCUGGAUCUCAGUGAGAACAAGCUGGUGAUUCUCCUGGAUUACAUGUUCCAGGAUUUGAGGAAUUUGAAACACCUGGAAGUUGGGGACAAUGAUCUUGUCUACAUCUCCCAGCGGGCCUUCAGUGGCUUGGUGAGUCUGGAGCAGCUCACCAUCGAGAAAUGCAACCUGACCUCGAUUUCUGCUGAAUCCUUGUCCUACCUGCAGAGCCUGAUCACACUGAGGCUGCGCCACCUCAGCAUCAGCUUUCUGGAAGAGCAGAACUUUCGGAAACUGUACAACUUGAAAGAGCUGGAGAUUGACUACUGGCCACUUCUUGACACCAUGACUCCCACAACCCUGUACGGCCUGAACCUCACGUUUCUCUCCAUCACUAGCACUAACCUUUCCAGUGUCCCCUCUGGGGCCUUCAGAAAUCUGAUCUAUCUCCAAUUGCUGAACCUGUCCUACAAUCCUAUCAGCAGCAUUGAAUCGGGCUCUUUCCGUGAUUUAAUCCGCCUCCAGCACUUGUACAUUGUCAGCACUAUGCUCGCCACCAUCGAGCCGCAUGCUUUCCUCGGCCUGAGGCAAUUAAAAGUGCUGAACGUCUCCAACAACUUCUUGGUGACCCUGGAAGAGAGCACUUUCCAGUCGGUGGCCACCCUGGCGGUGCUGCGUUUGGAUAGCAACCCACUGUCCUGUGACUGCCGCCUCCUGUGGCUCCUGCACAGGAGGAAGACGCUGAGUUUUGAGGGCAGCCAGCCGGUCUGCGCCUCCCCAGCAGAUAUCCAGGGCAGCGAGUUGAAAGACUUCGAGGACUCCGCCGUCCACAGCUAUUUCACCUGCCAAAAGCCCAAAAUCCGGGACAGGAAACCUCAGCGAGUCACCGCUGGGGAAGGGCAGACAGUCUAUUUCACUUGUAGGGCUGAUGGGGAACCAGCUCCUGUUAUCAUGUGGGUCUCUCCCCAGAGGAGGAUGAUCACCAGUAAAAGUAACGGCAGAAUAACGAUCCUGCCCAGUGGUACCCUGGAGAUCCGCUUUGUCCAAGUCCAUGACAGUGGCACUCACAUCUGCAUCGCGAGUAACGCCGGAGGCAAUGAUACCUCAUUCGCUGUGCUGACUGUGAAGGGACGGCCAGCAGACGGUGCCCUGUAUGCUAACAGGACAGCAUACCUCACAGAGUUCAACGAGACUGCGUUCAACGACACACAGGUGUUCCUGAAGUUCACACUUGACGUGAAAACCAUCCUGGUCUCCACCGCCAUGGGGUGCAUCACCUUCUUAGGGGUGGUGCUGUUCUGUUUCCUGCUCCUGUUUGUGUGGAGCCGAGGAAGGGGCCACCACAAAAACAAUUUCUCCGUUGAGUACUCGUUCCGCAAGGUCGAUGGCCCAACAGUUAGUGGCGGACAAGGAGGAGCGAGGAAAUUCAACAUGAAGAUGAUUUAAGUCAACUUAACUCAACGUGAAACGGACCCUGUGUGUAAACUAGGGGUGACAGUUUUUUCAUGGUCAACACUGAGUGAUCAUUUAACUCAUACAAACCUGCUUAUCAUGUUAUAAUAAUAAGCAUAACUGAUACGGUGUGAAUUAAUCUUCAUUGAUGGCUCAAAUAAGAGCUGAGAGUUGCAUGCUGUAGAUCGUCCCCCAGUCCUUUGACUGGCAUGGCUCAUUGUAAUGCAUCAUUACCUACUUAACACACUAAAACUUUUCUUUCAGGAUGGAAAUUGGUUCAGGUAUGAACGCAGCGGCGGCGGGGACCAUCAUACUGAGACAGAUGCAAAACAGCAACAGAAGAACCUCCUUCUGAUCCUCUGGCCUUAGUAAAAGACAGACAGGGCUAGCAGCAUUGGUAUAGAGAAAACAAUUAGUCUACAUGAAAUAAAAAGGUCCAGAAUGGCUCGUUCAGAAGUGAAAAGGGCUAGAUAGGCAGUGGGUUUAACAUUGGUAAAACAAAAAGGAGAGAAGCAAAUGGAAUAGAUGGUAAUUGUACUCCCAUAUAAAAUCUUUGAAGAGAAAAUGAGGUCUGCAGAUGCUGGAGAUCAGAGAUGGAAAUGAAGGGCUAAUGCCCGAAACGUCGAUUCUCCUGUUCCCUAGAUGCUGCCUGACCUGCUGCGCUUUUCCAGCAACACAUUUCCAUCUCCCAUAUAAAAUACUAAGGGAGUUUUAAUGGCAUAACAGAAGAGCAAUUGAUGUAUAGUGGACAUGAAUAGAAUUGUUAAGGGGUACUUUGAGUACAGCUGACCCCUAUUUUCUGCUAUUAACAACAUCAUGCCUAGUCUGCAUAGAAUUCUUUUCCUUACAUCCAUUAGCAUUCCUUUUACCUUCUUUUUGGGGACACAUUUGUCAUUUAUUCCAUUUGCUCUUUCGACUUUUGUUGACUGUAUAAAACCUACCACUAUUCCAGCCCAUUUCAAUUCCAAAGAAAUUUCAUGUCCAUAUUGGACUCAAAAAGUUGACUGUUUUUCUCUAUCUCCAGAUG